This is a messenger RNA of Mizuhopecten yessoensis (Yesso scallop), 7284 nucleotides long. RefSeq names its product mucolipin-3-like. The coding region runs from base 194 to 2104 and encodes 636 amino acids. The transcript is spliced from 15 exons. Gene Ontology annotation, molecular function: NAADP-sensitive calcium-release channel activity. Gene Ontology annotation, cellular component: lysosomal membrane; plasma membrane. NCBI's taxonomy places the organism in Eukaryota, Metazoa, Mollusca, Bivalvia, Pectinida, Pectinidae. The record is from RefSeq and is a predicted model, not a curated record.
UAGUCAGCUGACUUCAAAGGAUCCGAAAUACAAAGUGGGAGGAUCGACUUGACAGGAAUGCUGGAUUCAGUGCUCGAUCUUCCCGAGUUAAAAGUCAUAGGAAUUAUGCAAAGUUAAUAUUCAUUCUAUAGAAAUCAGGAAUAAUUCAUGCAUUUGAAAAUGAAAUAAACAAAGUUAAUUUGAGAGAUGUGAUAUGUCGGAAAACCAGGAUCAAAGGAAGAGGGAAGAAAUUGAAAAAUCUUCUAAUAACUCGGAUAGUGACGAGGAACAGCAACGUAGACCACUACUUCCGCACAGUAAUGAACUAAAAAUUAUGGCAGAGAACAACGAACAACCAGAUAACAAAGAAAAUGAUGAGGGAACAGCAGAAGAACACAGUCGUCCUGAGCUACGACGAGUCUCCUCAUAUUAUACACCCUAUCUAGAGGACAGGCUGCGGAGGAAACUCAAGUUUUAUUUCAUGGGACCACAUGAAAAAUUUAAAGCAAAGAAGAAAUGUCCAUGGAAGAUGUUGCUACAGAUCUUGAAAAUCAUCAUUGUCACAAUACAGUUGGUUAUAUUUGGAUAUGAGAGAUCAGAGUUUGUGGGAUAUGUAGAGAAAAACAACUUAGCCCUGAAACACCUGUAUUUGAAGAAUUGGGAACCAGGUUUCGAGACCAUGCCUUAUCCCCCAGCCACGGGGAAGUAUGCCCUCUACGACAUUCCAACACUUGUCGACUAUAUCAACAAUGCAGUGAAAAAGUUCUACAAAACAGAAGAACAAGCCUUAGGGUCAGUGAAAUUUGUUCACAAUAGCGACGGCACUAUCAAACCGAUGUCUUUCUGCAGUAUCCACUAUCUCAAGGGGGAAAUUUUUGAGAACAAUAAUACCUAUUCCUUGGAUUCACAAACAGUUACAAGUUGUACAGAUCUCAUUCUAAAUGGCAACGAUUUUGAUAUACUAGACUAUCUGAAAAAUAGAAAUGUGUCUCUGAAAUUUGACAGGAUUUUGAAAAUUGAGCUGAGGUUUCACCUGAAGUCAUACCAUUUGGAUAUUGAUAAUGGCCUAACAGCUCCGGAAUGCUUUCAUGUAAAGGGAAAGGUGGUGUAUGACGACAGUUCAAGGAACGGCCAGAUGUUGAUAGACCUCAUUACUACUCUACAUGAAUUUGACUGCACCGGAGAGUAUUCAUUCCAAGAGGCUGAGUCUCAGGAACGGAUAAAAAACACAAUUUUUGACAUCUUUGUGAUACUGGUCAGUGUGCUGUCCAGUAUACUGUGUAUACGGUCAGUCGUGAGAGGUCUCCAGCUACAGAAGGAAACAGUAACCUUUUUCAAGAAACGCUACAGAAAAGACCUGCCCACUGCCGACAAGCUGGAAUUUGUUAACUUCUGGUACUUAAUGAUUGUCCUCAAUGACAUUUUAUCAGUUGUGGGAUCUUCACUGAAAAUUACCAUUGAAAACAGGGUCUAUGCACCAAAGGUCAAGGUCAGGCAUGCGUCAAGCUCGUCGGAUAACUACGACCUAUGUGGACUGAUGUUAGGUACGGGAAACCUCCUGGUCUGGCUCGGAGUCUUACGAUAUAUCGGCUUCUUUAAAACUUUUAAUAUUCUGGUGAUCGUACUGAAGAAGGCCUUCCCUGAUAUCAUUAGAUUCCUUGUGUGUGCCCUCAUCAUCUACUUUGGCUUUAUGUUUGCUGGAUGGGUUGUACUUGGGCCAUACCACAUAAAGUUCCGUCAUAUAAGUACAGCAUCCGAGUGUUUGUUUUCUCUCCUCAAUGGCGACGACAUGUUUGUGACGUUUUCGGCAACAGUGACAGACAACAAUCUUGUCUGGUACUACAGUAGGAUAUACCUGUACCUGUUCAUCUUACUGUUCAUCUGCGCUGUACUGAACCUCUUCACAGGUGUUAUACUGGACACCUACGAAAUAAUCAAGGACUACGCUAAAGAUGACUCGUUCCCCAAAAGUGCCUUAGAUCUGUUUAUAGAGGAGUGUGAUGACCCUCCCUCCUCACACGCCUACAGACGGGAGGAUCGUAGCUGUAACCCAUUGUCCUGUCUAUGCUGUUGUAAUAGGAGUGACCCAGACAGACCAAACGAACACACUGGCCUCCUGAACUAAGUAUAUCAUUAUAGAUGUGAUCCACACAUGACUAAUUAUAAACAAAGAUGGACUGUAGACAGACUUGAAGAGUGCAUCAUUAGUUCCAAAAGAAGGACCUUAUUUAUCAGUUAUUCACGGAUACCUCGGUCAUCAGAAAGUUGUUCUCCACUGACUCUAGAAAUACUUCACAUUUGUUCAGUGUGAACCUGUUUAUCUGUGUUGCUGUUGAGUAUUUAUAUGUAUUUUAGAGAGUGAAGUGUACAGAAAUGAAGAAGUCCUCAGAUGGUUGAAACUGAACACUGCAUAGUUCUGUACAGUGACUGAAAUUAGCACCGUUGUCAAUCAUACAGAAAAAAACUCAGUUUUUACAUUUUACCUAAUUGAGUGUUAAAUAUUGGUACAUACCAGUUUUGUUGUCCAAUAGACCAAUUUUUGGAUAUGUACAUAAUUGUAAGUGCUAAAAUGAUUUAUAUCGCAUUAUAUUGAAAUCUGUUAAGUGCUAAUUACAAUACAAAAGUAACUGAAAUUGAUUAAUUUCAUAUAUGAAAAAACUAAUUUAGUCCUAUCACUGUUUUAUUAACAAAAGUUUUGGAAAUCUUACAUGAUAGAUUAUAUAUGCUGAAUUACAUCACGAAAAGAUAUCAGUUUGAGAAUCAUACACAGAAAAAAAUUGAACAUUUUUGUGUGUAGCUAUCAAACUAUAGUCUGCCGUGGUGGAUCAAGGCAAAAGUGGAAGUCAUACCCCUCCUUACCAGCCUGAAAAAUGUCCUUUGUUCCAUCAAAUGUUACAGUUUUGGGUAUUAUUGGAGGUGAUCAUCCAAUAUCAGACUUGGGGGAGAUAAAAUGAACGUCUGCAAGUUUUAGAUCCCUUCCUGUAAGAAGUCCUGGAUUGUCACCUACCUGCUUAUAGAUGUAUCAUAAUCCAUUCUUAAAUUCUUUGGUUUUCAAAGUAAAUAUUGUUUAAAAAGUUGUUUAUUUAUAUAUAUCAUAAAAGUUGUAUGGUCCAUGCAUUAACAAGAAAUGGCUAAUAUACAGUGUAAAUGUAGUAAAUGUCUCAGUGGUAUUAUAAGUUCUGUCUGUCCUCAUACAGUUAUUGUACAUAUAGAAAUGGCUAAUAUACAGUGUAAAGGUAGUAAAUGUCUCAGUGGUAUUAUAAGUUCUCUCUUUCCUCCUACAGUUAUUGUACAUAUCUUUCAUCAAACAGACGCAUAAAUCAAAACAAACAGUGAUAUAUGUUGUCGUAAAAUACUAAUAAUUACGGUGUAUAUGAUCUGUGACAAAGAUCUAGAGUCAGUAAAUAGAUGAAUGUGACAAUUACGGUGCUAACAAGAAAUACUUAUGGAGGUCCAUUUCUUUUAAUUUCUUUUAAGUAUUUACAAUAUCUGGGAAACAAACAGUGUUAUCCCUUAAAAUCUGUGAGUUUUGAUGCAUAAAAUAUUUUCUGUUUCAAGCUGCACUCAAAACAUUUCUUUUUGUAUUUUUUUUACAUUGUUAUAAUUGAAUUUUGGUGUAUAUUACAUUUAAACUGAGCUAACUGAAAAAUGAAUGGUUUUAUAUUGUUCAAGCUGCCUUCCAUCAACACAUGUCAUAAAACAUGUUGUUUUAAUCAUUGUUUUUAGUUGUAUAAGUUGUAUUGUGUUGUGAAUCGCGUACAAAGGUACCAGGUACUCGGUACAAUAAAACCUAUUGAUAAGUCUUAAGGAUCCCUGUACCAAUGCUAAAAACUCUUAACUACAAAUUAGAAACUUUUUUACAUGCAUGACAAUUGCUACAAUAAAUCAUUUCUGAAAAGAAACCGAAACAUUUCAAAGUGUUCAUAAAAAAAAUAGGAUAAAACCCUGACUGGGAGUUGAACCCUGUGCCUCCGAUCACAAUAAAGUUGCUGUAACGAUCAGAGCUAGCUUAUCAACUGUAGUUCCCUGGCCAAUAUUUCCAAAAUAAAAUGAAAAAGGAGUUACUGUAUGUAUGGAACAUUACUGUGGAAUUCUAUUGUGUUGGCCUGCAGUGGGGCAGGGAUCCUUAAAAGCUGAUGUAGUUAUAACUAACAUGUUAAGAAGUCAUCAGGUUGUUGGGAUGUCUCUGUGUUUGACACAUGACUACCAUGUUAUAUGUUGUGAUGUCUCUGUGUUUGACACAUGACUACCAUGUUAUAUGUUGGGAUGUCUCUGUGUUUGACAUAUGACUACCAUGUUAUAUGUUGCGAUGUCUCUGUGUUUGACAUAUGACUACCAUGUUAUAUGUUGGGAUGUCUCUGUGUUUGACACAUGACUACCAUGUUAUACAGUGAAUACACUCCUGUGAUAUGUUUGUAUGUAUUACCUCAUGUAAUAAAACACUAUGUGACAUCAUAACUAAGACAUUAUGACAUUUCCUUAAAUACAAUAGACGUGAAGUCAAAAUGACAGAAAAAGUCUAUGGUCAGUUUGCAGAGAUUGCUUGUUUAAUAUUUGAUUACUUGCGUGAUAAUGUCAUAAAAAAGCUCUCGAAAUAAUUCCUAUGGCACAUGAGAUUUAUGAAAGUAGUUUUCAUUUUAUUUAGGUUCUGUGGAGCUAAAACAUAAGUAUGAGUUUUGCAAAUCUCACAUGAAAUGAAAACUGCUCUAAAAUUCUACAUAUUUGUAUGUGUAAAUUGCAGAGGAGGAUGCCAUAGCUGAAUGCUUUAGCGAGUCCUCACAUAUAAGAAGGAUGCCCAGUUUAAAUUCCUAAUGCAGAGGAAAUCAUAGAUAAGAGAUACAUAAGGUGCCUAGUUCAAUGCUUUAGUUGGCCCUUACACUUAUAUUAAAUAUUUUGUUGGAAAUUAGUUCAGGAUCGUGUGAUCAUGAAAUUAUUUACGGACAUUGAUGCCUUGUGCCCUUAAUAUAUUGUAUGUAACAGGGAUGUACCAGAAAAUAUAUUGUAUGUAACAGGGAUGUACAAGAAAUGUACCAGAAAAUAUAUUGUAUGUAACAGGGAUGUACCAGAAAGAUAGGAUGUACAAAUGAAAACAAUGUAAUGAUAAAUUAUACAAACUUGGAAACUGUUUUGAAAUAUUUACAUAAUUGUUAAAACAAUCUCGGUAUAACACUCAUUGUAACAGUUGGAUAACAGAGCCAAGUUCAAUAGGACCAAUGUAUUUUACCUAAAGAGCAGGGUGAAACAAAACUGAAAACCUAGUUACUCAUAGUCGCUAUUUUAUCCCAAUACAGGGCACAAGGUCUCCGAGUUAGGUGAGAUAUGGUGUAAACAGACCAUGUCAGGGUUCAUUAAAGUAUAAUUUGUCGCUCCAUUGCAGUACUCGUCAGCAAAAGAAUUUGUGUUUUUGUUAUAUGUACACCAGAAAAAAGUUAUGAUUUAAUAUAUUUAUAUACAUUGAGUUGUAGUGUGUUGUGCUCUUGUGAAUGAAUUAUAACAUGCUUCCAUAUUUGCAAUGUACUAUUGUCUUGUUACGCUUCACAAUGAAAAAUAAAUGACUUGCUGAAAACUAUAUUCAAAUGUAGUACACAAUUCUAUCUACUGAAUGUUGUAAUGUUGUAAAUAAGUAGCAUGUUGAUGGUGUAGCACAUUUGUAUCCUUAUAUAUUUACAAUGUAACAUUUGUAUCCUUAUAUAUUUACAAUGUAACAUUUGAAAGCAAUAUUCUUCAAUGUAUUGCAUUGGAGUACAAUGUUUUACAAUAAAGGACAUUUGAAUAUGAUAUUUUACAAUGAAGUACAUUGUACAUUGUAUGUAUCAUUAGUUCAUUUGUUUAACAAUACAUAUUAUAGUUCAAUGUUUGAUAUCUAAACUACAUGUAGUUACAAACAUGAAUUUAAUGAAAAGCAUUUAAGUGACAGAUCUUAUAAGUGAUUGGUAUAAUUUGAAUGAAAAUGUCAUUAACUGUUUAGGUUGCAGCAUAUGUCCAAUCAGUUAUAACAGUAUAUGAGUAGCCACUCACUGAUUGUUCCCUCCUGGACUGGACAUUCUUCAUGGUGAGACAAAGUUAUUUUGAAAUAUCACUUGAAUAUCCAUAUAAAUGUUCAAGUAUGUUUUGUUUGUAUUGAGGUUGGGGGGAGGGAAGGGGCUGGUUAGGAAGAAGAUGUGACACUUUCCAAAACAAUGUCAUUUUUUGGUUUAAAAAACAAUGUUCAUGUAGUUUUCAAUUCCUACGUCUAGACAACCACAUAUUCCCAUAAACAGAAAGUCUCACACCUGAAUCAUGGUAGUGAGGAGUUUAGACGAGUGUUCAUUGUAGGCUGUGUAUUCCAACAGAACAAACUCUGUAGACUUAUUUCUGCAACAUUCCAUGUAUCUAUGUGACUACAUUUUGAAAAGCUAGUGAUCAGCCAUUGCUAUCCACAAAGCUUAUUUUACAUAUCUAGAUGCAUAAAAUUCAUAGAAGGCAUUUCAGUGAUAUCUUUCAUAGACACAUGGGGCAUUACAACUGGAAUUGUCUGCAGAGAACAUAGAACCAAUUCACAAACAGGAAAUAACUGUUGUUGACAGGUGGCUUCCUUUACCUACACUCAAAGCAUAUCCUAAUCAACUUGAUGAUUUGACUGUCAUCUCAGUGUACAUGUGGUUUACUGGUCAUUUUUCUGAUAAAGAUGACUGCACUAGGCAUUGAAAUGUCACAUGUACACAGGUCACUGGCUGUGCUAUAUGACCCUGUAUACAGUAUAUAUUUACUAACCUGAAGAAAGUGCUGCUUCCAAGUUGACAUUGUUGUUUACAGAGAUGCAUCAGUAUCACCGGCAUUCCUGAUUGGCCAUUCUGAUAUCUCAAUCUAUAUAGACAAACAUGUGUUUAUAUGUAUGUACCACCUAUCCUGUUCCUUGUUAUCUAUUCCCUGGAAUAUUGUGAAUCAUGUCAGUUGUUCAGCAAUGCUGAUGGGGUAUUUGCAAUGAUCUUGUAAAUGUAACUUGUAUAUUGUAUAUAUACAGUCAAAAAGGGCUUAACUGUGAUAUUGUGGAGUCUAAGAGAUAAUUAAUAAAUACACAAAGAUACAUAGAAAUUGAAGGAAUUAUUGAAAACCUUUUACCCAUGUUUGACUGUAUAUAAUGUAUCAGUGUGUGUGUGAUGCCAGGGUAACAUGUUUGACUGUAUAUACUGUAUCAGUGUGUGUGUGAUGCCAAGAUAAUGACUGUAUAAAAUGUAUCAGUAUGUGUGUGAUGCCAGGAUAACAUAUGCUGCUUCUAUGACAUGCUCUUGCCAAAUAAUUUUUUAAAUAAAAACGUCUACUGCA